AUGGGAUGGAGCCUGGAUGAGAGUCAGGACUGGAGUAAAAGUGAUGACAGACUUCUCCAAGCUGUGGAGCAGAAUGAACCUGACAAAGUCUCAGCUCUUAUCGUUAAAAAAGGACUGUGUGCUACAAAGCUGGACGCUGAAGGGAAAUCAGCAUACCACUUGUGUGUAUCUCGUGGAAGACUUGACUGUUUAGAAGUUAUCAUUGCGAGCGGAGCAGAUCUUACAGUUGCAGAUGGGGCUGGUUUAAGUGCUGUCCAUCUUGCUGCCAAAAAUGGGCAACCAGAGUGUUUGAAAAGGCUCUUACAGGAACGAUUACCAGUAGAUUGCACAGACAGCAUUGGUCGGACCCCACUUCAUCAUGCAGCAAUCAGUGGAUGUUUGUCCUGUACUGAAAUCUUAUGGGAUUUCAAAGCCAACAUAGAUGCUCAAGACGCUGAAGAUGCAACUCCAUUGAUUUUAGCAGCCCAGAUGAGCAGAGUCGAGUUGUGUGUGUUUUUAUUAGGAAGAGGGGCCAACUGUAACAUCCAGGACAACCAAGGAAGGUCUGCACUGAUGUUGGCCUGUGAAAGCGACAGUGUGGAGACAGUGGCUGCUCUGCUGAGAGGAGGGGCCAACACACAGUUGGUCAAUGCCCUUGGACAUAAUGCCAGUGACAGUGAAGUUACAGACAAUCAAACAAUCCUAAAGAUGCUGUUGGAUGGGCCACCACCAGCUUCAGAGGGGGCUGGCGAGGAGCCUCUCUCAGUCACCUCAUCAAUCCAAGGGGGGACCGUUGCCCGCAAACGAAAAGCUCCUCCUCCACCACGCUCCCCUCUGCAGAACAUGGCGCCUUCACCACAGCCGAGAUCUUCUGCCCCUGCUCCCCCUGCAGCUUGUGUAGCCCCUGUAGCCCCCGUGACCCCUGAGCCUAUCCCCAGGUCUCCUUCCCCCCAGCCGGAGACGCCCAACUCAGGCCAAGCAAACGUAUCUGAGGAUGAGGAGGUCUUUGAGGAAAUACGCCGCUUACGUCUUGAGAGAGGACGUUUGCUGCAAAAGAUUAAAACUUUGGAACAGCAACAACAGAGCACCUCCUCUGCCCUGAGUGAGAUGGCCCAGUUGAAGCAGCGCUUACAGGAGGCAGAGAGUGAGAGAGACAAACUACUGGAGGAGUUAAAAGACGGCCAUGGUGUUGGGGCCAGCGACUCUGAUGACACUGAUGAAAUGUUGGCUUUCCCAGAAAAGCUGUUGUCAAAACGCUCCAGAGCAUCUCCUGCUCCUGAUGAAGCUGCUCAAGACUCGACGUCUGAGCUACGCAAACAAAUAGAAGAACUGGCAACACAAAACUCUGAACUAGUCCUUAAAGUACAGAUGCUGGAGAUGUUUGAGAAGGAUGACACAGACAUGCAGACCUCCAGCCCAGACUCUGUGCCCCUGGUGCAGUACGAGACCCUCAGGAAGGAGUUUGAGUCUUUGCAGGAGCGUUUGUCUCAGCUUCAGUCGGUGGACGAUGGCUCCAGUGUGGCAGAGGAAAAGGACCAGUCUGAGGCAGGAGCUACAGAUGGAGAGAGCCCAGACGUCCCCAAAGAUCAGAUACGAGAGCUUACAGAGCAGUUGGCCUCUGCACACACAGAACUGGAGGAGCUGAAAGAGCAAAUGCGUCUGGGCAUUCUCUCAGUGGACUGUGGAGAGGGGGAUUUGGCUGUGGCAGGUGGUGGGACUGAGAGAAGGUCCACAGAGGGUCCCAGCCAGGAAGACGUGCUCAGAGCCCGGGUGACUGAGUUGGAGGAGGAGCUUGUGAACCUGCAAAAGGCUCAGUCCAAUGGUAACAGCGGCUCCGACGGUGACACAAUCAAACAGCUGACAGAGAAAGUCAUACAACUCCAGAGUGCUUUGGACGAGUCGGGGUCUACAGGCGAGGAGGUGAGGGUCGAACAAGACGAAUCAAGUCUCGUGAAGUCCCUCCGCGAUAAAGUGGCUGAACUUGAGGGAGUGCUGGCUGAGACUAAAUCACGAAGCGAGCGCGGUGCCAGUGGGGAGAAUGACCGGGUGCAGCGUCUUCAGGAGAGACUGGGAGAGCUGGAGGCCGAGCUGAGAAAGCGCGUGGCCCGGUCAGAGCUGGAGGAGGUGCAGGUCACUCUGGGGCUGCAGUGCGAGCAGUUGGCCAGAGAGAGGGCAGAGGUAGCACGCAGGCUCAACGAUGCCCUCCUCGAGCUGGAGCGACUGAGGCCACAGCAUGGAGACGAGGAGGAGGAGGAGGAGGAGGAAGAGGAGGAGCCGUCACAGAGCUCCCAGCGCUCCGUUAGAUCAGACCACUCGAGGCAGUCCUUCUCAGCUGUAAGAGAGGAGCUGGAAGUGGCGAGACAAGAAGCUGCACAGGCGUUGGACUGUUUGUGUGCUGAGCGAGAAGGUCGUGCCCAGGACGCCCUGCAGCUGAAAGAUGCAGUUCCACUCUCUAAACACCAGGAGGCGCUGUCAGCCGUAUCAGAGCAGCUGGCACAGACACUGCAGGAGCUUCAGGAGGAGAGGACACGGAGGGGAGAAGCUGAGGAGCGAGCUGCUAGACUGGAGACCAAACUACCAUCUCUCCAAGACUCAGUGUCCAAAGAAGAGCAUGAGAAAGUGAAGGAAGAGCUACAGCGGGCCCUACAGGCCAUUCAGGGAAAGGCAGCAGCAGCUGAAGACGCUCUUACUGACAAAGAGCUGGAGCUGAGAGAACUCAAAUCCCAGAAGGCAUCAGCGCAGGGCCUCAUCUCCAAAGAGGACCAUGAAGCUCUACGCCUGUCUAUGCAAGCGGAAAUCAACACCAUAACCAAUCGAUUUAAUGAACUCACUCGCAAACAUGAGAAAACCUGCACAGAGGUUCAGAGAGAGGCUCUUUUUAACAAAAGUGAGCGACAGGCUGCAGAGACACAAGUGGCAGCGAUGCAACAGAAGCUACAUGAAAUACAAGCUCAGUCCAGCCACAUACAAGAGCUCCAUAAAGGCAUCCAGGAAUCCCAAAACCUAGUGAGGGAGAAGGACCGUAAGAUCACAGAGCUGUCUAAAGAGGUUUUUCGACUAAAGGAAGCUCUGGGUGCACUUUCCCCUCCUCUGGGCAUCUCCUCGUCUCCUCAUCACAACAGCAACCCCGGUCAGCAAGUGGCCUUACAGAACAGAGUGGCUGUGCUCACCCAGCAGCUUCAGGACUGGGAGAAGAAGCACAGGCAAGUUGUGGCAGUGUAUCGUUCCCAUCUUCUGUCGGCAGUGCAGGGCCAUAUGGAUGAGGAUGUUCAAGGUCUUCUUUUCCAAAUCCUGAGCAUGUCACAGCCAGAAUGA
Molecule: messenger RNA, 3294 nt
Organism: Knipowitschia caucasica
Lineage: Eukaryota; Metazoa; Chordata; Actinopteri; Gobiiformes; Gobiidae
Source: the annotation of a GenBank genome assembly